GUACUUCUGCAGCUGGGCGUCGCCUGGCGCCAUUCGGACAUUCAUUGCCUUGUGUUGCUCAUCUCGCUCUCCGCGUGGUCGACUUGCUCCUCAGCAUUUCUGCUCAAGUUUGUAUUUUGAAACGGCAGUGCGCCGAACCUGCCUGCAGGCGCCAUGGCGUAUUCCGCCGCGGGCCAGAUGGCCCGGUGCUCUGGUGGCGCCUGUUUUGCGAUGCCGGCGGCCCCAGCGGGGGGUUUGGCUCCAGCGCAGCCGCAAGCGGCCAUCCAGGCGGCAGCGGCGCCCGCCGGCCAGCCCGGGUCGCCGGCGGGCCUGGUGGCGGCAGGCGCGGCCGCGGGCGCGGCCGCGGCGGUCGCGGCGAGCGGCAGGCGCUCGCGCAGGCGCGGCGGCGCCAAGAGGGGCAAGGUCAGCCUGAAUGCUGUCAGCUUCUAUGACCAGGAGGGCAGCAAGAUGACGUUCGAGCUGGACGGCAUCCCGUUUGAAAUGGACGAGAAUAAGGUGCUCGGGGUGGGCGCGCAGGGCAAGGUGCACGUCGGCAAAAGACUGGACACUGGCGAGACGGUCGCCAUCAAGCACAUGCCCGUGAAGCACCUGAUCUUGGAUCAGGCCGGCGCGGACAAGAUGGCGCUCAUCGACCAGGAGAUCGCGGUCCUCAAGUCUGUGGGGCAGCACCCGAACAUCGCAGGCUGCGUCGCGGGCGGCUCGGUCUACAGGCGGGGGACCUCCGACUACCCGCAGGCCAAGAUGCUCUGCAUGGAGCUGGUGCAGGGCCGCGAGCUCGCGGAGGCGGUUGCCAUGGACGGGCCCAUGUCCGAGAAGGUGGCGCAGCACAUCUUCGUGGAGGUGCUGAACGGCCUGGCGCACAUGCACAGCCAGGGCGUGCUGCACAGGGACCUCAAGCUGCAGAACAUCCUGGUCACGGGCGACAAGGUCUCCGAGACCAGCGAGGUGAAGCUGAUCGACUUCGGCGUGGCGAAGGACAUGGGCUCCGACGUUUUCGAGACGGUCGUCGGCACCCUUGAAAUCAUGCCGCCGGAGAUGGCGAAGGCCAAGAUCUGCUACAUGCCCGACAAGUCCUCGGCCAGGACGAUCGUUGCCAACUUCAAGUCUCCCCAGGAGGCCAACCCGGGCUUCGGCUUCGUGCAGCGGACGCCGGAGGGCUUCGGCGCGCGCCUGACCGGCGUGGACCCCAACGGCGCGGCGGGCUCGCAGGGCAUCGAGAACGACUGGAUCUUGUUGAAAAUUAAUGACAUUGACGUCGAGACCAUGCUGUUCCAGAUGAACCCAGACGACGCCUCGCACACCAAGGUGCCUAAGAUCGUCAACACCCUCAUGGAGCUCAGCUCCGAUUUCACGAUCACGGCGAUGGAGAGCCCACCCCGCAAGUUUACCGCGAAGGCCGACACCUGGGCCGCGGGCGUGGUUCUCUACACCUGCCUGACCGGGAAGGUUCCCUUCGCAAAAGAACUUGAUAUCAUCGAGGGUGACUACAACAAGGCCCCCAUCGCCGGCUGCUCGAAGGAGGCGCAGGAGCUGAUCGACCAGCUCCUCCAGAAGGAGCCCGAGAAAAGGCUGGCGCUGUCGCAGGCGCUGGUCAACCCCUGGGUGGCGUGCGCGCGGGGCGACAACUGCACGGUGCCCGACUCCUUCCCGACGGAGACCGGCACCGGCCAGGUGAAGACCAAGGUGGUCGCCAAGGUGGCCGCCCCGGUCCGGGCGAAGCUCGGCGAGCCGGGCUCCAGCGGCACUUACGGCGUCAGCUCCGCGAACAGCACCGCCGCUUCGGCGCCCGCGCCGGCGCGGGCGCCGGCGCCACCGCCCGCGCCCGUGGCCGCCGCGCCGGCGCCGCCCCCCGCGCCGGCGCCCCCGCCGAAGCCCGCGCCCGCGCCG
Molecule: messenger RNA, 1887 nt
Organism: Prorocentrum cordatum
Lineage: Eukaryota; Dinophyceae; Prorocentrales; Prorocentraceae
Source: the annotation of a GenBank genome assembly